CAUGUUCUUCCGCCAGUAUUCCAGGUACUGGCGCUGCGCGGCGGCCUUCCCUAGGCGGACGAAAUGGUCGAGACCAAGCAGGGGAUCCCACGCCCGCACUCGCGUCACAGGCGCGCAGCCAUGCUUGCGGGCAAAGCGCCGCUUGCGCUGGAAGAGACUAAUUCGUACAUAGAGAGAGCGGGUGAAGAGAGCAGCUAUGGAAAGAAUGGCAACGUAGUAGUAGAUUGGGUAUGGCAUCUCGAUGUCGUUUCGGUUCAUCUAAGGUCUUGUUGGGUAAGAGCAGAGGAUUCUGAUGACAGUCGAGAGACCAAGGCGGCAAAUGUGUUGAUGCCACGGGCUCGGGCAUGCGGCAUGGUCCGGGCCUUCCAACAGGUUUGAAGUCCAAGUAAGAGACGACAACAUCCGCAGCGAUGCCGGAAGCCGCCCGGCGGCCAAAUUGCCGUGGACAGGCAGAAUUCGGCCCCGGCUUCCGUCCAUAGGUCGGCAGGAAGAUGUCAGCGCUAAGCGGUCGGACUUCCGAACAUGUGUCAACAUCGGACUUCCGAUCCAAAGUGGGUCGCUGAUACGGCAGAGUCGGGACUGCGAUGACGCCCGCUCGACUGGUGACUUAUCGUGCGUGGAUGCAGUGGCCCACCGGUAUGGCUUUUAGACUGAACCAACUGUAACGCAGGGCAAUUUUACCCACUGGGAGUCUAGUUCCGCGUUGCCCUUGCCUUGGAUCCUGCUGCCGACGAGCGUGCUUUCCUGUGAAUAUACCCAGUGAGGCGUACUAGAGGCCAUCGACUGCUCUGGCUCGCUCCCAUCCUUUCUGGAACCCUCUGCCUAACCUCACGCGGCGUGGCAGUCUUCCCAAAUGGCCAGCGUCGACAUCAACGUGAAUGAGCCCGACAGGGCCAACACUCGGCGUGGGCCGGGGCUCCAUUUCUGGCUUGCCUUCUGGGCCAUAGCCCUGACCAAUCUCGCCGCAGCCUUGGACGCCACGUCCCUAUCUGUCGCCCUGCCGGUGCGUUCCGACCUCUCCCCCACAAGUAGAAACGAUGUGAACACCGGGCUAACACAACAUGGACAGGCAAUAUCCGCGGCCAUCGGCGGCGAUGGCAACACACAGACUGAGGCCUUCUGGGCCGGGACAUCCUACCUACUCGCCUGCACCGUCGUGUUGCUCCUCUGGGUAUCCCUGAGCGACGUCUUUGGCCGCCGUCCCGUUCUGAUGCUGGCGUUGGUCAUCUUUGCCGCCGGCUCCGUGGUUUGUGCCGUCUCCCAAAACUUUACUGUCAUGAUCGCCGGCCGGACCGUUCAGGGGCUCGGCGGCGGCGGAGUGCUUGGUCUCACCACCGUGUUGGUGACCGAUCUGGCGCCUCUUAGGGAGCGCGCUCGUCUUUAUGCCUUGAUCAGCUCCAUCUGGGCCGUGGGCAGCACUACCGGACCCAUUAUUGGUGGUGCUUGUGCUGAAGCAGGCCAGUGGCGAUGGAUAUUCUGGCUCAACCUUCCCGUCGUCGGACUCGGCUUGAUUGGCAUUGGCUUCUUCCUGAAGCUUACCCGGCCGAGCGGUGACACCACGGCCAGGCUGCGGAACUUGGACUACUUCGGCUCGACCCUCUUCAUCGCCUCCGUCACGGCUUUCCUUGUAUCGGUGACUCUGGGGGGUUCGCAGUUUCCCUGGAGCAGCUGGCACACGCUCGUCCCCCUGUGUCUUGGUGCUGCGGGCAUGGCGGGUGUUGCUGUGUUCGAGUGCUACGGCACGUCCACGCCCUUCAUCCCCGUCUACAUAUUCCGGAACUACUCAACAACGGCAGUAUACGCCGGCAGCUUCGUUCACGGGCUCAUCCUCUACUCUCUCGUGUACUACAUGCCCGAGUAUUUCCAAGCCGUCCUGGGCUACAGCCCGCUGAUUGCAGGCGUCGCCGCUCUCGCCCAGACCGCAACGGUAGUUCCAUGCGCCAUCUUCGUCGGCGUGGUCGUGUCCAAGACCGGCCGCUACCGCUGGGCUGUCUGGACCGGUUGGGUGCUGGCAACCUUGGGCUGCGGGCUCCUGAUACUCUUGGGCGCCGACACCAGCAUCCCGGCGUGGAUCUUCCUCACUGCCGUGUCCGGGCUGGGCAUGGGGAUCCUAUUCCCGUCCAUCACGCUCGCGCUACAAGCCUCGGUCCCGCCCGCAGACGUGGCCACGGCCGCAACGCUGGUUCUCUUCUUCCGCUCGUUUGGACAAGCGGUCGGCGUGGCCAUCGGUGGAUCGAUUCUAGAAAAUCACAUGCAGGUGGAACUCCAGCAACCAGAAAUCGCCUCGCUGCUGCCACCAGCCAUUGCAAAUAUUGGAGCCGUAGCGCUGGCAUCCAUGAUGAAGAACAUGCCCUCGGGGUCCCCGUUGGUGAUGGCGUUGAGAGGCGCCCUUGUCCGAACUUUCCAAGUUAUCUGGGCGACCAUGUGCGGUCUGGCAGGCGUGACCAUGUUGUCACAGUUUACCAUCAAGGAAUACAGUAUGGAUCAGGAACACAUCACUGACCACCGUUUCCAGCAAGAAAAGCAAGAGUCUGGCCAAGAGAUUUUGAGACUGGGUUCAAACCGAAAGGACGGAGAAUGAUGUUGCACCCUAAUGCACCCCGAUGUACCCUGAAUGUUUUUC
Messenger RNA from Podospora pseudopauciseta, 2623 nucleotides. RefSeq lists its product as uncharacterized. The record is from RefSeq and is a predicted model, not a curated record. Lineage: Eukaryota; Fungi; Ascomycota; Sordariomycetes; Sordariales; Podosporaceae. Gene Ontology annotation, molecular function: transmembrane transporter activity. Gene Ontology annotation, cellular component: plasma membrane. Gene Ontology annotation, biological process: transmembrane transport. The transcript is spliced from 2 exons. The coding region runs from base 854 to 2581 and encodes 575 amino acids.